CACGAUUCGGGUGUGCUACGCCUCCACGACUUGAUCCCUGAAAUUUUUAGUGGUCGCUGAAGCUGUGCGCGCCAUCCAAGCCACCGUUCACUUCACCCUCACCACUUCUAGGCAUUCUGAAUCGCAACAUCAAAGGGCAUCCAUACCUUUCGGUCCGGCAGGCAGCUGUGACACACGCUAAAGAGACCGACGCGCUCAAAUCGCCCGGUCGCAACUCAAAGGACAUCUACAAAGCCUACCACAGAAGUGGAGAUCUCCCCUUGCGCCAAGCCAUCAUGGAUUUCUCCAGCUUUAGCGGCUCCGAGCAAGCUGCUAUGCAGCAGAUCAUCGAGAAGAAGCAGAUGAAGGACUUCAUGAAGCUCUACACUGGUCUGGUAGAGCGAUGCUUCGACAGCUGCUGCAACGACUUCACCAGCAAGGCUCUGAGCACCAAAGAAGAAGCCUGCGUGGCAAAUUGCACACAAAAGUGGCUCAAACACUCUGAAAGGGUGGGCGCUCGCUUCCAGGAGGAGAAUGCAAAGAUGAUGUCAUCUGCUGCUCAGGGAAAGUAAGGGGCAGCGCAGUCUCGGCAAGGGGAACGAAGGGGCCGCGGAUGGGUAUGAGGAUCAGUAGCAGUCUGGCUGAUUACACAGAGGG
Molecule: messenger RNA, 636 nt
Organism: Ceraceosorus guamensis
Lineage: Eukaryota; Fungi; Basidiomycota; Exobasidiomycetes; Ceraceosorales; Ceraceosoraceae
Exons: 3
Coding region: 276-551 (91 amino acids)
Source: RefSeq, a predicted model, not a curated record